AUGACAGAGCUGUCAGAGGUUGAGGCCACCUUGGCUUCCUUGCUUGACGCAGUUGUCUUGUCAGCUGAUCGCAGUGAUGAUACGGCCCGAAAUGUUGAGGUGCUACCGAUAGGCGGGUAUCUCUGGAAGUUUCCGUCCGAAGGUAGCAAUCGCUCUGGGAUGAUCAGCAUGGCAGUUCCUCCACCAGCCCCUCAGAUUCGCGAAUACCCUCGAAAAUGUGAUCGAUGUGGAACGUGCUGGGUGUCUGACCAUCGCUACGAGCUGGAUCACUUGCGGCGAUGCUCCACCCAGGAAUACGCAGAUAAUCCCGAGGAUAUCAAGCUAGAUGCUGCCAAACUAGGCGUGGCACGGCGCGUAUGGUGCGAGGUGGACGGAUCGUUCAGCCGCUUGGAGUGGCGACACAGCAGAGAACUUGAUGGCGAAGACACCACCGCCUCCGCUACAAACUUCGUCACAUUCGCCGACAUAACUGAGGUGUCACGAUGGAGCUGA
This is a messenger RNA of Phytophthora sojae, 492 nucleotides long. RefSeq lists its product as hypothetical. The coding region runs from base 1 to 492 and encodes 163 amino acids. Lineage: Eukaryota; Oomycota; Peronosporomycetes; Peronosporales; Peronosporaceae. The record is from RefSeq and is a predicted model, not a curated record. The transcript is spliced from 2 exons.